AAUAUCACAGAAAGGGCGUUAAUCUCCAUGAAUACAUCUUGAAUGAUAACAAAUGACUAUGUGUGCAUAUCAAUGAGUCUUACAAUAUUUAAUGCAGUUCUUUUGGUCGUGAGAAGGGGGGGGCAAGGGUCAGUUGUCAUGUUUUGGCGCGCAUGCUUUGAAAUCAUCAACGACAUUUAUACCCGAAAAGCAUCUUCCAGCCACGCGACGUUCUCGGUCUGGGGCUGCCCGUAUCUUUACUGUCGAGGGUAUUGGAUAGGCGAUGAUAGCGUGGAUAUUUGGGUGAUGGAUGAUGAUGGACAUAAAGUGGCGUUUUUUUUUUACUAUUCUAGGUCUAUAGACGGAUGUCAAUGUGCAGAGCUGAUACUGCUCACGGGCAGGUGGAAAAAACCUCGUGCUCGCGUGUGGAGUCAUAGCAGUUAAUCCCCUCUGUCCACCCACAACAAAACUACAUUCGCGAAGCCGCACCCAGUAAAUUGAAAUAGCAGACGCACGUGAUGGGUAUCUAGAAAUCACGUUAGCCCACCGUUCAUCCGGCACACAAGCGAGGACCUAGAAGGAACCCUGAAUAGGAACCC
This is a messenger RNA of Dothidotthia symphoricarpi CBS 119687, 578 nucleotides long. RefSeq lists its product as uncharacterized. The record is from RefSeq and is a predicted model, not a curated record. NCBI's taxonomy places the organism in Eukaryota, Fungi, Ascomycota, Dothideomycetes, Pleosporales, Dothidotthiaceae. The transcript has a single exon. Bases 43 to 423 code for a protein of 126 amino acids.